Halteromyces radiatus is the source of this 465-nucleotide messenger RNA. RefSeq names its product phosphatidate cytidylyltransferase. Gene Ontology annotation, molecular function: phosphatidate cytidylyltransferase activity. The coding region runs from base 1 to 465 and encodes 154 amino acids. The transcript is spliced from 3 exons. Gene Ontology annotation, cellular component: endoplasmic reticulum membrane. The record is from RefSeq and is a predicted model, not a curated record. NCBI's taxonomy places the organism in Eukaryota, Fungi, Mucoromycota, Mucoromycetes, Mucorales, Cunninghamellaceae.
AUGCAUGUUAUUCAUCUUUAUUCUGUCACUCAGGUUUUUAUCUUAUCUUUGAAUCUCAGUCAUGGUCUAUAUUGGUUCUUAUUUCCUUGUUCUCUUGUGAUAUGUAAUGAUAUUGCUGCUUACAUUUGUGGUCGAUGGUUUGGUCGAACAAGACUGAUUUCUUUAAGUCCAAAUAAAACUUUGGAAGGUUAUAUUGGUGCCUGCUUCAUCACUCUGCUAUUUGGUAGAUGGACUCAACAUCAAAUUCCUGAUCACAUGCAAUAUCAUGGUGUUAUCUUAGCUCUCUAUGCUUCAUUGGUGGCACCUUUUGGUGGAUUUUUAGCCAGUGCGUUGAAAAGAGCAAAAGGGAUUAAGGAUUUUGAUCAACAAUUUAUACCUGGACACGGUGGAAUGAGUGAUAGGAUGGAUUGUCAAUUACUCAUUGGAUUCUUUACCUUGGUAUAUCUUCAUUCUGUAGUUAUUUGA